Molecule: messenger RNA, 1210 nt
Organism: Nanorana parkeri
Lineage: Eukaryota; Metazoa; Chordata; Amphibia; Anura; Dicroglossidae
Gene: INSC
Product: inscuteable homolog (Drosophila)
Exons: 9
Biological process (GO): asymmetric cell division; regulation of asymmetric cell division; apical protein localization
Cellular component (GO): apical cortex
Molecular function (GO): cytoskeletal adaptor activity; protein binding
Source: RefSeq, a predicted model, not a curated record
GUGCACCCAGACAGAGGAGGAGGACGAGCUGGCAUCCAUGAAGCUCUACAUUAACGAGACGUUGACGUUGGUGGGACAAAACUUCAGCCAGCUGAUUAAUCUCGCCUUGGUUCAGGAGGUGAAGGGUCUGGUGGAGCAGCUGGAAGCAUCUGACAACCUGCACAGCGUAGAAUCCGCCAUACGGAGCCUGUUUGGGCUCACCCAGGAAGGAGCCCGGCUGUGCCAUCUGGUAGCUCAGGAAGAGGCCGUCGUCGGUCUGUUUAAAAUUCUGCGUCAGGAUCAGUUUAAAUGCCUGUACCCGACCGCGCUGCGGACGCUGGCCUCCCUGUGCUGCAUGGAGGAGGCGAUUCACCAGCUGGAAAAGGUGGAUGGAAUUUUGUGUUUGACGGAAAUUCUUACAGACGACUCUCAUUCAGAGGCCACCAAGGCGGAGGUUGCGGCAGUGAUAGCGCAGAUCACAUCUCCUCACCUGACCGUCACGCAGCAUCUCAGCAGUUUCCUGGAAAACAUGGAGGAGAUAGUCACUGCCCUGCUGAAGUUGUGUGAAGAUUCGUCCACGGGGGAGUCGUGUUUGCUGGCCUCUGCUGCUUUGGCCAAUAUCACGUUUUUUGACAGUCUGGCCUCGGAGAUGAUCUUACAGAUGGGUGCUGUGAAGAUCCUGAUCAACGCAUGUUCAGACAAGCAACGAGUCAAUACUGCCUAUGCCCGGGACCAAAUUGUGACAAUUUUAGCCAACCUGUCGAUUCUGGACCCGUGUGCUGCGGAGAUCCUUCAGGAGAACGGGGUGGAGCUUCUGGUGCAGAUGUUGUGGGAGAAGCCUCUCAGCGGGAGUUUGGCCGAAGUCGCCGCCUGUGAGCGAGUCCUCCAGAAGUCGGCCGUCACCCUCGCCCGGCUGGGCCGCCGUCCGGACAUCACCCGAGCCGCCAUAAAGUGUAACUGUAUCCCGCGCCUCGUUGCUCUCUGCCGCCACCCGGAGGAGCGGUACAGCAGUGACGCCGUCCUUGUCGCGUGUCUGGCGGCGCUGCGCAGGUUGGCGUUGGAACAUCCCGGCGGCAUGGAAGAUUCCGACCUACAACAGCUGGUGAAACCCCGGCUGGUGGAUUCCUUCCUGCUGUGCUCCAACAUGGAGGAGAGUUUUGUAUAGCCGGGGACCAUGUGACACGUGCGAGGAGAUUUCUAUCCCAUCCAAUAAUAUAUACAAAGUAUCAGA